AUGUUUACUGUAUCUUGUAAUGUUGCCUUCUUGUGUCAUCCAGCAGUGCACCACAGCUUACUGCUUUUACGGGCACUGCGGCAACGCCACACCCUUGCUAUAGAACGCAUGGGGGCUAAUGUGACCAACAUCGGCGGCACUGUUUCUUUGUCACAGUGCGGGAAUCAUAUCUCCAUUGUACCUCCGAAUUUACACGGAAGCAAAUGCGUGACUAGCGGAGGGAGCAUAGGGACGGUAGGGGAAUCACCGCUGUGUGUUGCUGAGCACGGGCUGCAGCGCGUGCAUGACCCUCAACACAUACUCUACCUCUUUUCAUCGGCAUCACCAGUGCGUCAGUCUGCACUGGAUGAACAAAUUCAGUCGUACCUGAAUGCAGUGGUUGUGAGCAAUCAGGUGUUGCGUGCCGCAGAUGACGUGCUUAUAGCUUUGAGCAUCGGCGAGAUGGAAGCGGUUCGGCAAACGCACGGAAACCUGAUAGAUUGCGUAGCGGCUCUCGAUGCCUCCCUCCAGCAAACUACAGAAAAUGAAGAGGGAGGGGGAGGAAAUGGGGCAACACAGGAGGUUGACUGUUUGAGCACCUGGCCUCUAUUCACAACGAUACAGUUCCUGGUGGAGGAGGGUGGCUUGCCGCUAGGCCCAUUCCCACGAAUGUCCAGAGCAUAUUAUCGGCUGAAGGAAUCCACGCCUGUCGUCGCGCAUAGUCAACUUGUUUGGCGCACGUUUGAGUUAUCCCGGGGUCCCGAGGGACCCACGGGAGAACUUCCAGCUUGGCCACACCGAGGUUUUCUACGCGACAUUCAGAAACAAAUAGCAGAGUACACUACCGACCCUCCAGAGCGUAUUAUGGCUGGGGUUACCGGUGAAAAGGGGCCGCUACGGGCGCGGGUGAGCGGAGCGCGACUAGGACUACAGCGCACCCCUGCCCGCAUCCCAUGGACGAUGCAGGGUCUUCAUAGGUAA
Trypanosoma brucei brucei TREU927 is the source of this 960-nucleotide messenger RNA. RefSeq lists its product as hypothetical. NCBI's taxonomy places the organism in Eukaryota, Euglenozoa, Kinetoplastea, Trypanosomatida, Trypanosomatidae. The transcript has a single exon. The record is from RefSeq and is a predicted model, not a curated record. The coding region runs from base 1 to 960 and encodes 319 amino acids.